This is a messenger RNA of Puccinia triticina, 2865 nucleotides long. RefSeq lists its product as uncharacterized. The transcript has 3 exons. The record is from RefSeq and is a predicted model, not a curated record. Bases 1 to 2865 code for a protein of 954 amino acids. Lineage: Eukaryota; Fungi; Basidiomycota; Pucciniomycetes; Pucciniales; Pucciniaceae. Gene Ontology annotation, molecular function: ubiquitin protein ligase activity. Gene Ontology annotation, biological process: negative regulation of gene expression via chromosomal CpG island methylation; protein ubiquitination.
AUGGCCCUGCCCGCCCCGCCGGACCCCCAGGACCCAGCCAGCUCAUCUCGGCCCUCCUCACCGGCCCCGCCCCGCCCUCCUCAGCUCGCUACCAUCUCCCAAUCCGGCCCCUCCCUCAGCCCCAGACCCUCCCAGACGCGCCUCGACCGCUCCACACGGCCGAACCCACGGGUCUUCGGCCACAUCGUCGGCGCGCCCCCCGGCUCGGCGUGGGAGAAGAGGAUCGACGUCAGCCAGGCCGGCGUCCAUGCCCCUGUCCAGAGCGGCAUCUCCGGCACCGAAGACAGGGGCGGCGCCGAGAGCGUGGUCCUCAACGACGGCUACCACGAUGGCGACUGCGGCGACAUCAUCUGGUACAUGGGAUCUGGCGGGUAUACCUGCGACGGCAAAAAGACGUCUGUUAUGCAGAACAGCCAAGAUCCCAACAGCAGCACGAAUCGUGCGAUGCAAGCAUCGCUAAGGACUCGCAAUCCAGUCCGAGUCGUCCGAGGUGCCGACGCCGGACAUUCCCCAUGGGCGCCCGAGAGUGGAUACCGUUACGAUGGUCUCUACAUAGUCACUCGUUUCGAUGUCGUCACAGACCCUUCAGGAAGCACGGACUACACAUGUCUGCUCUUCCGCAUGGAAAGGCUCGAGCGAGAUCGCUACGCCCUCCCCAUCAAGUGGGACAUGUACGGACGAGCUGAUACGAAAGCCCACGAAGGGCAAGAGCGGCUACGUGCAGAAGAGGCCGGCCUCAAUACCCCCAACAACCUCCUCGAGCGGAGCAAAGUCCAUCGCCCUCGAGACUCCCUCGGCUCCCAACCACGCCCUACGUCUGCCCAACACCCUCCGGCCCCUCGGCGGUCUCUACCCACUCCUUCCGAGCCACCACGGCCUCUUCACAACUCCUCCAACCACGCCCGCCCGCUCAAUCCGCCAAGCGCCUCUACGACCAUCCAACCGGAAUGGCUAACAAACUCCACUGUGAGGCAAGCCCUGGGUAAACUCAAAAUCCCUCGCAAGCUGCCUGCCCCACCUGCGGGGGAAAAGCCUCCAUCUCCCUCUGCCGUACCAACACACACCUCUACGUCUGACCGUCCCUCCAGUCCACCCGUCCCGUCAACCUCUGCAGCUGAUCCUGCCCCGGAAGAAACAGGGCUAGCCCACCCACCAGCAUGUGCCACUUCUCCUGUGAGGCUCCCCGCAGCUGCCAACCCACCAGCUCGUCCCCUGGAGACAACACGGCCAAUCCAACCCCCAGCCCGUAUCGCGUCUCCUCCGGUCUCCCACGCAGAUGUCAAACCCUCAGUUUGUUUUGGCUCUCCUCCAAUCUCCCACACAGAUGCCAACCCCCCAGCACGUACCUUGGUAAGGUCGCCUCCAUCGCGGGCCCCGCACAGAUCACCUCCCCCGAAAAACCGUAUCGAGAGUCAACCAGCCAGGCGAAGUUUUCCCUCCGACUCACACCGGGACCAUAGUCGCCUGCCGUCUCCCCCACGCAGAGCCUCCUUCAAAGCCAGGCCGAGGUCGCCAUCCCCUAACCGGCGUUUCCACCCAUCACCGGAGAACAUCCGUCCUCCUUCUCCUCCCCGGCCGUCCUCCCAUUACUCACCACAACGAUUAGCCCGUGCUCGUCACCGGUCUCCAUCUCGUGACCGCUCGUCCUCCUCCCGGCCCUUCCUGCCACGAUCGCCCGCUCGUGCAGCUGAUUGGAGGCCCCCGCUCCGAUCUGCGCCAGCCACCCGGAACAGCUUUGGGGAUGUGUCGCGUGGAGCCGAGGUCCGUUCUCGAUUGGACCGGUCCUCCCGCUCCCGCUCGCGAGUCCCCCAGAGCAACCCAUCAAUCCAGUCUCAUGAUCGAUCCGUCUCCGCCCACCGCAAGGAACCCGAGACAGCGUGCUCUUCGGACAUGUCGCUCAGCUCAUCUGCUGCAUCACGGCCGGAAAUGGUGCUCUCCCCUCUGCCCUGUACCAGCUUUAUCACCCAACCAGAUGACCACCCGUCCUCCCAACACCGUGAGCCGGACCCAGCAGACACAACAACAUGUCUGAGCUCGCCCAUGUCUCUCGACUCCGACUUCCCAGCCCCGCGUCCGCCUGGAUCACAUAGCACCGGUCCUCCAGCCCUCCAUGCAACGGAGGCGGGGUCUAAGAACGGUCCUGCGUGCAAAAUGCCCUCUGCUGCUCUCUUCGAGCCGACCACUCCUGGAAGUAUUCUCUCAGAAUUCCAGGACCUUUCCACUGCGAAUGACGAGGACCGAGCCAGCAUGGAACUCGAAGUGGAUGAACUGGAAGACGUCAAGCCUAAUGUCGGCGACAUCGCUGAUCCUCAGCCAGCGUCUCCAACCGCCGAGAAGGAGCCCGCUGCGGAAGACCUCGAUCUUGAUGAUCUCGAGGCUGCCAUCCAGGUCUUCUUCACAGGAGAUGUUGUGAUGCUCGACUGUCCACACCAGUCUGGAGUAGGAUCAAGGCCUGGUGGGUGCGAUCAGAGACCGCAUGUCAAGUGCGAGGUCUUCGAGUCUGAGAUGGCCGAAGGGUCGACCCUGCGGGAUGGAGAAGAGGAGCGGCGGGCAGAGGCAAGUGCGAAGAGCCCGCGAUCGGAGAGCGCGUCGGACGAGCACCCGAGCGAGGCCACCAGGCUGUCGGCCUGCGCAACGGACGAGGCCAUGGGCGGCGGACUCGCGCCGGCCGCAGCCCGCCGUCCGGAAGAAGACGACGAGCUGGACGUGGUCCUGAUCGACUGCCGCCGCUGGCUGGGCGACGACUGGGCCGCCGAGGAGCGCUCCAAGGACCCCUUUCACAGCUUCCCCGUCGCCCAAAACCACGCCUCACAGGCUUGCAAGCUGGAAAGCUCAGUGGCCACUGGCAUUGUUCUCAUUGACUAG